Geodia barretti is the source of this 358-nucleotide messenger RNA. The record is from the annotation of a GenBank genome assembly. Lineage: Eukaryota; Metazoa; Porifera; Demospongiae; Tetractinellida; Geodiidae.
UCAUUUUCAAAUGCAAGAAGUAGACUAUCUCUAGCUCUAUGGCUGUGUUUUUGGCGACUCUAGCUACAGUAUUUAAAGGCUUUCUGGAGCCCAAGACCACCAUCAGACGAAUACCAUGGCUACGAAGGCCGCGAUAGAAGAUUUCGAUGUAGCGUCACCCCGUCGAAGUAAACCUACUCCGAGCCCAGUAUCACAGCCAGCAGCAGCAGCACCAGCGAUGGGUACUACAGCCUGGGUUAGUGCUUGUGUUCCUGACGUUUUCUCCAGACGGACGCGUGAGGGAAUUGAGAAAGGAGAGAGUACGAGCGGCCAGCAUGUAUAACUUUGUUACUUCCAGUACCAGUAUGGCAGUCGAGGG